AUGACUAAAGGCCAAGGCUCUUUCUCAGCCCCUCCGCAAGUCGUCACUUUUGAUGGCCUCCUUUCAGACUUCGACGGAACUAUCGUCGACUCGACGGAUGCGAUUGUGAAGCACUGGCACAAGGUCGGCGAGGAGCUAGGAGUUGACCCUAAGGUUAUCUUGGCCACGUCCCAUGGACGUCGGAGCAUUGAUACGCUGCAGCUGUACGACCCGAAGCGGGCGAAUUGGGAGUAUGUCAGCUCUAUCGAAGGCCGCAUCCCCAAAGAAUAUGGCUCCGAUGCCGUUGAAAUCCCCGGCGCUAGAUACCUCCUUUCGCAGCUCGACGACGCCGGUGCCUGCUGGGGUGUCGUCACCUCCGGUACGCGUGCACUCAUCGAUGGUUGGCUAGGUGUCAUGAACCUCACGCACCCAAAAAUGCUUGUUGUUGCAGAGGAUGUCGAGCAGGGCAAGCCCGACCCGCGGUGCUAUCUGCUUGGCCGUCAGCGCCUCGGCCUGGAACAUUCGUCAUCGCUAGUCGUGCUUGAGGAUGCGCCCUCGGGCAUUAAGGCAGGCAAGGCUGCGGGAUUCAAGGUGAUCGCACUGACGACGACCCACUCACUGGCGCAGCUUCAAGAGGCUGGCGCAGACUGGAUUGUGGAAGACUUGAGAAGUCUUUCGGUCAAGGGUGUGGUUGACGGACGCAUUCAGUUGGAGAUUCGGGAUGCAUAUCAAUAA
Messenger RNA from Aspergillus nomiae NRRL 13137, 714 nucleotides. RefSeq names its product HAD family hydrolase. The record is from RefSeq and is a predicted model, not a curated record. The coding region runs from base 1 to 714 and encodes 237 amino acids. Gene Ontology annotation, molecular function: beta-phosphoglucomutase activity; sugar-phosphatase activity. NCBI's taxonomy places the organism in Eukaryota, Fungi, Ascomycota, Eurotiomycetes, Eurotiales, Aspergillaceae. The transcript has 4 exons.